CCCAACUAGCUAGGGCACGUAGUUACAAGAUAGAGAUAAAUUAACUUCCCCUGAAUAUUGGUCUUGUUCAAGAGUAUUAUGCAUAAAUAACUGAUCUGCAUCCCUUCUUUGUCCAUAUUUUCAUGGCCUAACCCCACAACCCCUUCUCUAUCAUUUACCAAUUGAUUUCCUGAAUUCUGGACCCAAUUGCAAAUAAUUACACAACUUUUUUUUUUGUCUUUUAGGUUUCAGUUCUUUUGGUCAAAGUCUUUUUUUGUUGUUUUGUAUAUAAUAUAUACUCAUGGAGAAAGAUGAUAACAACUAUUCGGGAGGUUUUCUUGGAGUAGACUUUAAUGAAGAUCAUGACAACGAACAUGAACACGACCAUGAUCUUGAUCAACAACAUCAAGAGCAACAACAGUUCAUUGUGAAAAACACAUAUGAAAAUGGGAAUCAUAUGGUGGAUUACUUGCUCAACAAUCCUAUACAGAAUAUACCUUCUGGUGGGUUUUGUAGCUCGAAUUCGUUGGAUAAGUUGAGUUUUGCAGAUGUGAUGCAGUUUGCUGAUCUUGGUCCGAAGUUGGCUUUGAACCAAAACAAAACAUGCCAAGACCAUGAUGAAGAUCAAGAGACCGGGUUAGACCCGAUUUAUUUCUUGAAGUUCCCGGUCUUAAAUGAAAGGAAUCAAGAAGAUCAUGAUCAGUCCCUAUUGGUCCCUCUCGGAGAUGAAGAGAUUGAACAUAGUUUAAUGAUUGAUAGAGGAGAAAGGGAAGAAGAAGCUAAGGUAUCCGAAGGCACAUCUGUUCGGCUUCACUUUGUAGGUGAUGAUGUUCAUAAAACCCUAGCGCCGGAAGGAAAGAACAAGAGAAAAAGACCGAGAACUAUAAAGACUAGUGAAGAGGUUGAGAGCCAAAGAAUGACUCAUAUUGCAGUUGAAAGAAAUCGAAGAAAGCAAAUGAAUGAACAUUUACGUGUACUUCGGUCUCUUAUGCCAGGAUCUUAUGUUCAAAGGGGUGAUCAAGCAUCGAUUAUCGGUGGAGCAAUCGAGUUCGUGAGAGAGUUAGAGCAACUAUUACAAUGUCUUGAGUCACAAAAACGAAGAAGACUCUAUGGUGACACCCCAAGGGUUGUUGGAGAUCCAUCGGCUCUUCCAACUUUGCAGCAACCUCAACAAGGGCCGGCGGCUGCGGUGUUCUAUCCUCCGCCAUCCGAUGAUCAGAUAAGGUUGAUGGAAUAUGAAGGUGCGCUAAAGGAAGAGACAGCGGAAAGCAAGUCGUGUUUGGCUGAUAUCGAAGUGAGACUACUAGGGUUCGAUGCCAUGAUCAAGAUUUUGUGUAGGAGAAGGCCUGGCCAGCUUAUUAAAAUCAUAGCUGCACUUGAAGAUUUACAGUUUAACAUCUUGCAUACCAAUAUUACCACCAUUGAACAAACUGUUCUCUAUUCAUUCAACGUUAAGGUUGAUAGUGAAGCAAGGUUUUUGGCUGAAGACAUUGCGAAUUCGGUACAACAGAUUAUCAGUUUUGUGCAUGCAAAUACUUGUGCUUGAUCAUAAAACUUUUAAAGAAAGACACUGAUGAAUCUAACUCCCGCUAGCUAGCAACCAGAGGCUCGCACAUCAUCGUCAAUAUAUAGAUAUCCGUUGAGCGACGGCAAAGCUAAAUUCAUCAGGAACGGAGAUUAAUUCUUUACGUAGUUAUAUAUUUUCAUAUAUAUAUAUAUAUAUUAUAUAUAUAUAUCACUCAUCAAUUAGUAGCAUUGAUAUAUAUUCAGUUAUAUUACCUGUUUAAAGCAUAUAUAUAUGAAUUCUAAUGAUUUGAUUGAAAUAUAUAUGAAUUAUAAUUA
Messenger RNA from Erigeron canadensis, 1821 nucleotides. RefSeq names its product transcription factor FAMA. Lineage: Eukaryota; Viridiplantae; Streptophyta; Magnoliopsida; Asterales; Asteraceae. Gene Ontology annotation, cellular component: nucleus. The coding region runs from base 281 to 1525 and encodes 414 amino acids. Gene Ontology annotation, biological process: positive regulation of DNA-templated transcription; guard cell differentiation; stomatal complex development. Gene Ontology annotation, molecular function: DNA-binding transcription factor activity; protein dimerization activity. The transcript has 4 exons. The record is from RefSeq and is a predicted model, not a curated record.